Molecule: messenger RNA, 3902 nt
Organism: Papilio machaon (common yellow swallowtail)
Lineage: Eukaryota; Metazoa; Arthropoda; Insecta; Lepidoptera; Papilionidae
Gene: tara
Exons: 2
Coding region: 282-1037 (251 amino acids)
Cellular component (GO): nucleus
Molecular function (GO): transcription regulator activity
Source: RefSeq, a predicted model, not a curated record
GCCUGGCAGCGGUGCGGCGGUAGUAGAAUCGGUUCUCGACUCGUUGUUCGUGGAAACGAGUCGCAGGUGGGCGCUGCGGUGUGCGAGGUACGAGCAGCGCCGCGGCACCGGACUAGUCUCGACGCGUUCCGCUCCGCCAUUCGCCAUUCGCCAGUCGCCAGUCUGCGCUCGGCCGCCGCUCGGAACGCUUGUGCCAGUGACGCCGUGCUGUGUGACACAUUUGACAGUUGUUGAUCGUGUGUUCGUGUUAUGUUUUCUUAUCGGAACUAUGGUGUAUCCCCAUGAAAAUGUGGAGUGAUUUUCAGGGCUCUGGCGGGGGGUGCGGCGCCAAACGGCGCGCCGGGUCCCCGUGCGAGGGCGGCAUAGGUGGCAAGGCCGCGCGCUGGGAGGAUUCAAUCGCGCGGCUGGAGGCGGUGGCCGCCGGCGCGGGCGGCGCCGACUGCUGGCGCGAGGAGGACGAACGGCGCGCCUGCCGCCGGCGCUGGUGCGGCGGCUGGUGCGGCGCGCACGACACCAUCCGCGCCGAGAACGGCAAGUCCUACCUCGAGUUGGGCGGCGCCGCGGCGCGCGCCUGCUGCGACGGCCGCGCGGCCGGUCGCUGCGCUUCACGACGCUGCUACCGCGAACGCCGGCUCAAAAUGAUGAACCUGUGCGCACUCAAGCUGGCCAGGUUCCGACAGACGGCCGACCCUUCGCUGCGGCGCUCCGUGCUCGUGUGCAACACGCUGCGCGGUAUCGAGCGCGAGAUGGAGCGCGAGAGCGCGGAGGAGGCGCCCGCGGAGUGCUCGGGCAGCGCGCGCUGCGAGCUGCUGAGCGCGCGCGACCCCGCCGCAGGCCGCGCCACGCCCUUCCCCGUGCCGCCCGCGCCCGACCGCGACUCGGGCUACGGCGACGAGGAACGCGCUAUCGACUGGGGCUCGGUGCUGAGCCUGUCUUCGCGCUCGGCGCUCGACCCGCCCGAGGACGCGUGGCCCGACGACUGGGGCUGGUCGGCUGGCGAGGACAGCUUCGUGCGGCUACUGGUGCCCACGAGUUAGUGCACGGCGCGCGGGCCCGCGCCCGCGCCUCCGCCACACUGAGCGCCUGUGAUACGCCGCCGGCCCGCGGCGCCAGCUGACGCGGCAUCUAGUCGGAGCGGCCACGAGCCACUUAGUAUUACGUUAAUCAGGGAAGGUGCUAGCUUCGGACGUGACGCAGGACCUAAACGCGAGCCGAGUUAUUUUUGAUAGUUUUAUUUCCUUUAAGUGAACUUCAAACCGAGACUAAGUGAUGUGUGGACGUUAUCGAGCCGAGAAAGCUCGGGUGUUUGACGAGUUUUUUGUUGAAAUUAUUGUGUAAUUAAUUAGAUGAAAUGCUAUAUUUAUUACGUUGAAAGGGAAAAGUGAUAAUUUGAAAUUAUUUCUGUCUUGAUAUUUUCUAUGGUGCGCUGCCGAGCGGGAGCGUGAUUUCUGGUUAUGUUAAAAAAAUUACUACUCGUGGAGGUGUGACCUUUUUGCUGUCGAUAUUGACAUACCUCCGAGAUUUAUAUUUACUGUUCGCUCGCCAUCAUUCGCCUUAAUUAAUUUCUGAUAAACAAUGAAAAAGGUCUCACCUCUCACGAUACAGAUUUACGUCAUAUUUAUAUUUGUGUGGACAUGUGCCGAUGUAUUUGUACAGCGCGAACACAAAGUCUGGCGUCGCGCGGUCGGUCGGUGCCGGUGCCCGCGCCUUAUGUUCGCGCUGAGGACAGAAAGCUUACAAAUUGUAAUUAAUAGACCAAAAGCGAGUACUUAAAUUAACCGAUGUAAAUUCAUUAGUUCCGCAUCCAACACUUGUCAUACCGCAAUUGGAUGUCAAUUAUGUCGCCUUGUCGGAUAUCGCCGCGUGCAACACACGUCUGCAUUAAAAUUUGUAUAUCACCAAUGACCAUUGUUGUAUAUUUAAAUACGCCCUAAAUCGGAAUUGUGUAACCUUUAAGUCCCUGUUUGCGCGCUGACGAUUAUUCUGAAGCAAGUAAAAGUUGAUUACACGAGGUUGGCUUUUAUUGAUUUAGACAUAAUUCUACCACGAAGUUGGCAGUUCCUAUCACUUAUACUAGUUAAAUGUUCGUUUUAUUUUUAAUGCUUGUCAGCGGGCAAACAGCACGACAAUUUGCCGUAGACCGAAUAAAAUAGUAUCAAAUGCAAUGUGAUUUGAAAAAUAAAAUGAUACAACAAUAGCAACACAAAAACCCUGACUAACUCAAUGAUGACCUAUCAGCUGAUACGUUGUCAGAAAGAGCUCAAAUAAUUUACAAAGCGGCUGCUAUGUCCUCAUUAAGUGCGACGGGUUGUGGCCAGCCACGUGAAAUGGGAUGCUACGAAUCGACAUCGGGUUUUGUGGUCAGUGUUAAAUGGUGCGAAGUCGUUAUUUAAUUAGCGCACUUUAUAUUUUAUUUGAGGAGCGGUCGAUUGUUUUUGCUCGCACGGCCGCCCGGACCGCACGGACCGCAACGUCGACCGUCGUCCCCACGGGCCGACGACUGCAUGGACCAAACAUUCCUACAUAGCACGACUCAAUAGAGCAAAGUACAAAUUUCAAAGUUAUAUGGAUUAGUGCUUCGGCGCAUGUUUGUCCACCGUUGUCAAUUACUCAAAUAUUUGAAUUGUGAUUCGGUAGCUAAUGAGAGAAAACUCUAUGUUCUUAAAUUUAGUGUACAUAUUAUAUACGGAGUUGGGCAUUAUGGCGCGAUGAUCGCAGCCGUUGUAAAUAAAUUAUGUAAAGUAUUAAUUUUAAUAAUAUCGAUAUCGACAAGCCGAGUGGCGCUUCACUCGACGACUGGGGCCUGGGUAGGGAGGAGCCGUGUUUGUGAAGCUGUGUUGUUACGAUGCAGCCUUUAUUCUGUCCAGUACGCUCGAAACAAGUACAGAUUUACAAGUUACAUAUUAUAAAUGCAUUUUACGAUAAGUCACAAGAAAUUCUCGCCGCUACUGUUGAAGAUCAGAUAAUUUUAAUUCUUGAGUUCUGAACUCAUGCCCUCGUAUUAUAAAUAGUUACUUGUUUCGAUUCUAAGAUUAAUUUCGCAUACGUACCUACCUUAAUGAUUUUUUGUUGAACAUGUCCGUAUGGUUGGUUGUGAUGGUUUACUUAAGUAAGUUAGUGAAUUAUGAAUAAAGUGGUCUGUCUACUUUAAAUAUAAUCUAUAAUGUCUCGCACAUUUGUACCGACAACUCUAAACACUGUAAUAUAUCUGUCGCAUUCAGACGCAUGACUUUACAAUGUACUUAAGAUAAUCAGAUGUAUUUUUUUCAUUCUCAAAUUUCUAAAUUUCCUCACCGCUGCGACACGAAUGCGACAGAGAUAUCACUUCCGGAUGCUUGCAAUCGUGUACAAAUUAAAACGAAAAUACCUUAGUAGACUCGUUUUGGCCUUUCGUCCUGUCAUUUUCACAAAACGGGCCAAAUUGUACAAAGUAAAGUUUGAACAUAAAUAUUGUGCUCACUGAAUAAGUCUCAAUUUUGUUGUGUGAACUGUGAGUGUGUGAGAGAGGCGAGUGGUCGGGUUCUAUUUUUGGGUGGUUUGGAACUGUAUUCUCUUCUGUUCUUUGUGUUACCUAAUGCCAUAUCGGGUUGGUGCGGGGAAGCAGGGGCCGUGGCGCUCCGCUCCGGUACUUUGCCUCGCCGCGCAGUUUUGUGAUUGUGACGCAGCAAUAAUUGUCGAUAGAACCCUCGGCGCAUCCGUCUAAUUUUACGCGCGUCGUUUCAAAGAAACGUUCGCGACGUCACCAUACGUAACUUAAAUCUAAUUGUAAUUAAUUCUUUUAGUUUUUUUCAUUGUCAUCGGUUACCAAAAGUGACAGGAUUUUAUUAAAACAUUCUUGUAUAUUCUAGGAAGAAAUACUCUCAUUAGGAAAUGGCGAAAUCAAUUUUGAAUAAAGUUUCUAA